Messenger RNA from Histoplasma capsulatum G186AR, 1005 nucleotides. RefSeq lists its product as uncharacterized. Gene Ontology annotation, molecular function: protein binding. Lineage: Eukaryota; Fungi; Ascomycota; Eurotiomycetes; Onygenales; Ajellomycetaceae. The record is from RefSeq and is a predicted model, not a curated record. The coding region runs from base 1 to 1005 and encodes 334 amino acids. The transcript has 3 exons.
AUGGUUUCACCACCUUCCCUGGGUACUCUCCCAACCGAGAUUUUUCAAAAUAUCGUGUCACACCUUGGUCGUCAGCAUAUCAAGCAUCUUUCGCUCAUGAACAAGCGUCUGAGGGCACAAAGUCUCCCAUUACUGUUUCGCCAUGCCAGAGUCUCCUUCUCGCCCUCGGGGCUCGCAGCCCUCCGCGGUAUUGCUGACGCUGACCAUCUGAGCCAGCAUGUGGUUUGCGUCACGUACAGUGUCACGGAUAUCUUGGAUCCCAGGACCGGCAAUGCUGAGCAUUUCGCUAGCGAGCUCUAUUCAACGAGAUCGAUGGAGACCUUCCCUGAAUACAAAACGGUCUUCCCAGCUUUCCAGCCUAUUGCUAAGAGUCAGCGAACAGUUCUCGACACCCGCAUGGAUAUGGAUGUUGUUCCGGCAGCUCUUUGCAAGUUUCCCAAACUUGCGAAAUUCACGUUGAGCUACAACAUACCAGCUGUUGAACCGUGCUUCUUGCCCAUGAUGCGGUGGCUGAAACGCAAUCGAAAUGCACCUCUUGAGCACCACUUGAACGUCGUUGUGCAUGGAAUUCGACAGGCAAGGAGUCACAACAUACGGAUUAGCACGUUUGAGUUUGACGGGAGGGAAGAAGAAUGGGGUCAUUUUGAUGUGGCAACUUCCUCUGGAUCUCUGCGUGAGAUACUUGAUGACGUCGAGGUUCUACGCCUGUUUUGUCCUCGUGCGGUGUUAAAUGAAAUCUUCGCGCAGCCCCUUUUCCCUCAUCUGAGAGAGAUUGAUGUGUGCAUAUCUUAUCACAAGAUGCUACCAUCGUUUGAAGCAUUCAUUAACAGGCAUGCGAAUACGAUUCGAUCCAUCCAAUGCCACGAGGAUAUCCCAAUAUGUAAAUCUCUUGGGAGCCUUAUCAAAUGGCCAGGUGUUUCUCAAAACCUCAUAAGGAAACAUUGUCCAUUGCAUCCCCUGGCUACCACAGUUCAAUUGCUUCUGACAAGAUCAGGGACGAGUUGA